UUAUAGCAGACUCAUGAAGCCAUCAGCCAUGAAAACCACCAUUAUCUCUGCCUUCUGCCUCAUAUCUAUCAGGUUUGUUGCAUGUUUUGACAAGAACGAAGAUGUUUAUGAGUCUCUCUGGACCCGGAACAUGGAUAUAGCGAACAGGACUCUGAAUCUGGAUUUCAUGCAACACAUGGAAGUUGGGGACCUGCCUGUGGACCGCUAUCUCAACUUUACCAUCCAAGACAUCAAUUACCUGGUGAAGGUGACAAAGAUGCUGCGGAAAGUCAGUAGUUCUGUGAAAAAACCUGCUGACCUACGUCAGUUCUUCCAGGGCAGAUAUAAAGGCUACAAGAGCUUCCGCAACGAUCUUCUGACCAUGUUUUUCCUUAAGGGUGUAUCUGACAUCAAACCAACACCAGCCAUGAGGAAGUACCUGUCUGACUACGAGACCAUCAUGAACACCAAAGAGCCCAUCUAUUUUGCUGUGUCUCUCCUACCAUGCUCCCGACUAUGGGGUUGGCUCGCAAACCAAGUAAACAUGACACAGACCAAUGCUUACUUUGCCUGGAAGAAGGACAACAUGGGCGGCCAUCCUGAGAACCACUACAAGAAGCUGCUCAACAAACAUCUUGACACAACCGAUAAAGUAUCAGAAGCGAACCGCAUAUUCCAAAUGCAAAUGCAGAAUGAACACGACUUUUUUGCGUCUUCGUAAAAUUACUUUUUUCCUUCCACAGUAUAGUUGGCUUGACUGACUUAAUGUGCAGGCAAAGUUCAGAUUAAUAAAACAAUAUUUAAUUUAAUAUCAAGAGGUUAUGAUGAUGUGAUCACUGCUGUUACCCUU
This is a messenger RNA of Alosa sapidissima (American shad), 829 nucleotides long. RefSeq lists its product as uncharacterized. Gene Ontology annotation, cellular component: cytosol. NCBI's taxonomy places the organism in Eukaryota, Metazoa, Chordata, Actinopteri, Clupeiformes, Clupeidae. Bases 14 to 700 code for a protein of 228 amino acids. The record is from RefSeq and is a predicted model, not a curated record. The transcript has 4 exons.